This is a messenger RNA of Linum tenue, 2022 nucleotides long. NCBI's taxonomy places the organism in Eukaryota, Viridiplantae, Streptophyta, Magnoliopsida, Malpighiales, Linaceae. The record is from the annotation of a GenBank genome assembly.
AGAAUUCUGUAAAUUGAUCUAAAUCGGAAAAUCCCCAAUUCGAAGCUUUCCACGGUUCCUCUCCGCACCGCCUCGUCCUCUUUGACCUAGUCCUCCUGCUUCUCGGUCUUGAUCUUCCUUACUUCCUUUCCCAUCGAUUUCUGACCGGCUUCCCUUCAAGGCGUUCCGUUCCGUCUGAAGAACAACUACCCCACAGUUACGAAUUUACAGGAUUCCGGCACUCGCCGAUCGACGACAAUGGAAAACCACAGAGUCGCGGAUUGGACGGCGUUCCAGAUCUUUGCGAGGCUUCUCGAUGGGAAGACAGCUACCCUGCGAUUCGCAGCGCCGCAAGCCUACACUCACGAAAUCAAGCGCCGAAUCUUCGAGAUCACCAGAAUCCCUGUUGGAUACCAGAGGCUUGUCAGCGGCGGCCGCCAGCUCGACGACGAUUCCGUCGUCUCGACGCCGGAGUGCAGCGUUCACCUCUUGCUCGGCCUCCGUGGCGGGAAGGGAGGCUUCGGCUCGCUUCUUCGUGGCGCCGCCACCAAGGCCGGGCAGAAGAAGACGAACAAUUUCGACGCCUGCCGGGAUAUGAGCGGUAGAAGGCUGCGGCAUGUGAAUGCUGAAAAGAGGUUGGAGGAGUGGAAAGCGGGGGAGGCGGAGAGGAGGCUGGAGAAAGUUGCAGACGACUUUCUCAAGAAGAAUGCGAAGAAGAAUGCGAAGAAGGGGAGCGGGGAUGGAGAAGCCGCGAAGUACGUGGCUAAAUACAGGGAGGAUUCUGCUAAGUGUGUGGCAGAGGUUGAGGAUGCCGUGAGAGAGGCUUUUAGUAAUGGGAGUGGGAAACGAAAGGGGAAGUUCCCCAUUAAGGACGCCAAGAAGUUGAAGAAUUGUAGGUUGGGGAAGAAGAUGUUGGGUGUAAGUGAUUCUGAAGACUCAGAAGAUGAUAGUGAUGAUGACAAUGAGGGCGAGGGAACUGAGAAAUCUGUUAUACUGAAUGGCGGGAGUAAUUCAGAUCCAAAUUCAGACUCGGUUUCUGAUUGGAAGCAAAACGUAGAAUGUUCUACUUCUGCUUCUGGUGAGAGUGGUAGGGAGGAAGAGAAAGAGGUUGCCGAGGGGCACAACAGUAAGUCAAGUUCUCAAAGAGAUGCUAUCAAUGACAUGGAGACGGUAGCUGAACCUGACACUUGCUCCGAGGUAGCAGCACAUAGUCCCACGGUCAAUGGCUUGGAGGUUGCUAAAGCUUCUGGACCUGAUGAAAUGACAAUGGAACGUCGAGAGAUCCCCUGUUCCGAGAAUGUGGAAGUUACAGCAGACAACCUAGUUAUUGGUGUGACAAAUGGCCCUGGAGACUUAAAAGCAGAUAAGGAGGAAGAAAUUGUAGUUGCAGAGACGAGUAAUGCUGAUUUGGAGAAGCAGCUAAAUCUUGAAGAUUUCACUUCACCUACUGAUUUGGAGGUUCUGGGAUUGGAGAAGCUGAAGACGGAACUGCAAGCCCGUGGUCUGAAAUGCGGAGGCACUCUCCAAGAGCGAGCGGCGAGGCUUUUCCUCCUCAAGUCGACCCCUCUAGAUAAACUACCUAAGAAGCUGCUCGCCAAGAAAUGAACCCUCUUUGAUUUUACUGCCUCCAUGAACAAAGGAAAGCCAGACCAGAUGUGGAUUGGAUCACUUACUAUUGUUGCUGUGGCUAACGGUGAGAACUGAGAGGUGAGAUGGGGAUGGUGAUUCCGUGUCGAGUCUUUCUGUCGUAGAAAUGACGAUUGUGCACAAGCAAUUACGACUGGAUGGCACUUUGGACCAAAGGGUGGGAAUCUAGUAUUGGUUCUUUGGUUAGACCGAAAUCAAAAUUAAUCGGCAAAAAAAAAAAAAAAAAAGACGAAGCGACAUUAGUAUUGGUUCUUGUAUAUGUACACAUGGAAUACCAACAUUCAAGAUGAUGAAUUUCAAGAAGGAAGUCUUGAAUUACAACAUGCAAGAUGUUGUAUUCCAGUAAUAAUGUAUGGAAUUCUCGGAAGAACGUCUUGACAAAAUGGUUAAUAACGC